This is a messenger RNA of Lingula anatina, 3756 nucleotides long. Its product is annotated as phosphatidylinositol-3,5-bisphosphate 3-phosphatase MTMR14. Gene Ontology annotation, biological process: dephosphorylation. Gene Ontology annotation, molecular function: phosphatidylinositol-3-phosphate phosphatase activity. The record is from RefSeq and is a predicted model, not a curated record. NCBI's taxonomy places the organism in Eukaryota, Metazoa, Brachiopoda, Lingulata, Lingulida, Lingulidae.
GUGAAAUAUCAUGUCAGACGGCGGAAGAUGAGGAAGUGGGGGCGUCUUUAACGAUUUGUAAGCGCACAGACGAUAAGGCCACUUAAAAUGACUGAGCUAAGAGAAGAGGUCGGUUUUGACGACAUUAAACGACUGAUCGACCACAUGUCGAAGAACGUUUAUCGAGCAAAGGAUAAUGAUCCAAUGAACAAUAAUGCACUGGAUAAAUGUUUGCAGCUCUUUGGAAGAGACUACAAAUUCUCCGUGAUAAACAACACAGGUGACCUAUGCAGUCACUAUCCUGCCAAAUUGGUCCUCCUGGAGUAUGAGAGAAGUAAGGAGGAGGACCAGAGACAAGACAAUGUACAGAGUAUUUACGACCUCCCUAAGAUGAGAGAAUUGUUCAUGAAGACAAGGUUUGCGAGAUGCAGGGGGAGAUUUGUGGCCCCAGUCAUACUUUAUAAGGGAAAAACUGUGUGUCGAUCAGCCACGAUAUCAGGGGGAGCCGAGAUCUACGGCAGAGCUUUCUUUGAUGCUUUCAUGACAGGUGGCGAGCGUAUCCCUGAGGAGGUCGAGGAAUGUAUUCCCAAUACAGAGAGUCGCGAUGGAAGUGACUGGCAGUUGUUUAACAAGACCAGGGGUCAGGAUAUCAGGCUGUUGAAAAUGCUGAAAGUUUCCCAUAUCUGUGAUCUGAUGGUGGAGAAGAAGAAACAAAAGUUUGGAAUGAGUAUCACAUCUUCAGAAAAAGUGGACAAAGAAAAAAGAUAUGCAGAUUUUAAGAUAGUUUCACUGCCCUAUCCAGGCUGUGAAUUUUUCCAUGACUGGAGAGAGCACAAUUACUCAGCUGAGGAUUUGAUAUUUGACUGGGGACAGAGUUUUGUAGAUGCUCACCUCGACAUCCCCAUGGGUUGCAUAUCUCCGCAGCUGGGCUCUCUAGACUGGCAUAAUUACAAAAAAUGGGACCUAAUAAUGUUAACAAGAAGCUACCUGAAGCUCUUAUUACACUAUGUAAAAGAAGGUAAACACUAUAAGGUGAUUAACAACACAGGUGACCUAUGCAGUCACUAUCCUGCCAAAUUGGUCCUCCUGGAGUAUGAGAGAAGUAAGGAGGAGGACCAGAGACAAGACAAUGUACAGAGUAUUUACGACCUCCCUAAGAUGAGAGAAUUGUUCAUGAAGACAAGGUUUGCCAGAUGCAGGGGGAGAUUUGUGGCCCCAGUCAUACUUUAUAAGGGAAAAACUGUGUGUCGAUCAGCCACGAUAUCAGGGGGAGCCGAGAUCUACGGCAGAGCUUUCUUUGAUGCUUUCAUGACAGGUGGCGAGCGUAUCCCUGAGGAGGUCGAGGAAUGUAUUCCCAAUACAGAGAGUCGCGAUGGAAGUGACUGGCAGUUGUUCAAUAAAACCAGGGGUCAGGAUAUCAGGCUGUUGAAAAUGCUGAAAGUUUCCCAUAUCUGUGAUCUGAUGGUGGAGAAGAAGAAACAAAAGUUUGGAAUGAGUAUCACAUCUUCAGAAAAAGUGGACAAAGAAAAAAGAUAUGCAGACUUUAAGAUAGUGUCACUGCCUUAUCCAGGCUGUGAAUUUUUCCAUGACUGGAGAGAGCACAAUUACUCCGCUGAGGAUUUAAUAUUUGACUGGGGACAGAGUUUUGUAGACGCUCACCUAGAUAUCCCAAUGGGCUGCAUAUCUCCACAGCUGGGUUCUCUAGACUGGCAUAAUUACAAAAAAUGGGACCUAAUAAUGUUAACAAGAAGCUACCUGAAGCUCUUAUUACACUAUGUUAAAGAAGUAGAGGGUGGUGUCCUGGUUCACUGUAUAUCAGGGUGGGACCGCACCCCUCUGUUUGUAUCUCUACUCCGCCUGUCUCUAUGGGCGGACGGUCUGGUGCAUUCCUCUCUUAGUGCAAUGGAAAUACUCUACCUAACAGUGGCCUAUGACUGGUAUUUGUUUGGUCACAACCUGCCUGACAGACUGGCUAGAGGAGAAGAGAUUUUAUUCUUUUGUUUUUAUUUCUUGGGGUAUAUCCAGUCAGAAGAAUUUUCUUUAGCAAAAAAGCCUAGGUCUAGGGCAGUGAGUAGGGCAGAUUCUGAGUGCAAUAUUGAAGGGGUUCUAUUAGAUGCCUCUGACACCACAAUCCGUUAUGGUCGUUGUGGUAGUACCACCAGUAUUAACAGUGUUAGCAGUAUCACUAGCAAUAGGAGUAGUGUGGACAAUGCACCAAUGUUCUUCACAGCUGGUAGUCCAGAGGAGGACUCCUUUAUACAGAGCAGCAGUGGCGUGCCCUCAGUUAGUUUUCACAGAAAAUCGCCCACUAGUCGUCACCAGCUGAGCUCCGAGUCUUCCAGUAGCACACCAGGCAGUUACCAUGGCGUGGCGUAUACGGCGAGUACCACGGCGGUCCCAGUGCCAAGCGGAAGCAGACUACGAGAGAAAAGUUUAGCUGAGGCUGCCAAUUCACCAGCUUGUGGAAGUUGGCAAGUGAUCUCGGCUACAGGGAGUCUGAAGGAUGCGGCCACCUUCAGGGACUCUCCCAAAGCGUCAGGUUCUGAUCACAAUAUCAGUAUGGACAGCAGGACAAGUUGGUGUGCGGAGAUCACCGAGAUGACAGAAUCCAAUGAAGGCACUCCCAGAAUGCAAAAACUGGACAGAGUGAGGAAAAUAUUCCACAAUGUGUACAGUGUGACUAUAGGCUUUAAGAAUGGACCAGAUCCUUCAGGGGGACUCACUAGUUUAUUGGACCACUUUGCUGAAAAAGUUGGUAUUCGAGGAGCGAAAAGUACUUUUGUAUAGCAUCGGCUGCAGCUGAUAUGUGGGGAUUUUGAUUUUCUUUUGUGCGUGUGUGCAUUUUGAUGCACAGGGAUAUUUGUUUUUAUUUAAUAUACAAAGAGAGACAGUAUAAAUUAUUCAUGUCAUGGGCCACAAUAAUUUGAUUAAAACUGAAUGUUUGUUGUAGGUGUUGAAGUUUUGAGAAGUUCUCGUCAUCUUCAGUAUCGAAAUAUCAUGGAGGAAGUUGUGUCGCUGUGGUUUACGUAAUUGUUCAGUGUUGGAUACUGUUGAACAUGUUAACAUUAUGUCGCACAAUAGAAGGUAACAUCUGUGUAACAGGUUAUAGCUAUGGAAUAGAGGUUGCACCCAGACACCUCCCCAUCAAGCAAUAUUGAGGCAAACUUCCUUUAGGAGCUGGUUGCAGAUAUUAAAGCCAUAUUCAGGGGUCAGCUGCACCAGUUUUCUCACUCCAAAGAAACACACAACAGUAUCAGAUGUUCAAAUGUUGGUGUUUUUUCUUCCUGUGUUCCUACAGAACUGAUAGACAUUCCUGUGUAAAGCUGAGGCAAUACUACAAUACUAUCUGUAUACGCAGAAACCUUCCCUCAUUCAACUUACUUAGUACAUUGCCCAAAAAUGGUAUUAUAGCGACGGGUAGAACAACACAAAAAUUAUUGAGACAAGUGUAUUUUUUUCUUUCUUUCUUUUUACAGGAUAUGAAUAAUUUAAUAAAAAAAAAUUACAACCUGAAGUUUUAGUUGUGCAUAGAACAGUUUUGAUCAAGAGUGUAAUCCUUCAAUAUCUUCUGGAUAAUUUACCCAUAUGUUGUUACCUGAUGUUCUUUUGAAUUUUUUCUUCAAAUUUCCCAAAAAACAUUACUAUAAAAUUGCCACUUUUAUUUUAAAAAGGCAUUUUUAUGUCAGUUUCAGUGAAGUCUUAUAGUUCUAGCAUAAACUUUCAUAUCCCACUGCACAUUAAAUUGCAUAUUUUCUAAUUGUUUCACAUAAUUCCUGU